AUGUCUCCAUUACGUGUGCUGCGCCCCCCCCCCCCACCCCCCCCACCCCCACCCCCUGCUACACGCGCCGAUGACGAGGCCGGACGGUCACCUGCCCGCCAGUGCGUCCUGUCGCCUCCUGCCAGCGAGUCACAAGUUCAGGAGAUCCUCGACCCUACGCAUCAAUUAGGCGUCCAGAGUCAGCCAUGGCCACGAGUCUCAAGGUCUCCCUGUGCGUCCUCCUGGCGACGGCGGUGCUGGCGGCGAGCCCGGAGGUCGUGGAAGGAUCUCCGCUCGGCGGCCUGCAGGGCUUGGUCUCCGCUCCUGACAGGGAUGACAUCUCGACAGGCGGGAGGCCCAACGUCGCCGGCGCGCCCUGCCUGUGCGCCUCCUCCGAGUUCCUGGUGUCAGAGAAACCCUGCCGUUGUGUGCCGAAGUUUACGAAGCCGGAAAUCUAAAGGUCGGUCAGGGGCCCAGGACACAGCCUCCCGGUGUGGAAACGAGGAUAAAUCUGACAUGAGGCUGGCAAGGACGGCUGCCUCGUUCCGCGAAGACUGAACUGCUUCUGUGAUGCUCAUAUCUAUCUUCCAUAUUAUUUUAUAGCUACCUAAGGUAACCUUACAAACCCGUAUAUCUACUGAUUUAUUCGACUAGAAUUCCACUGUAUGAGUUAGCCAUUAAUACAUUUUAUGUACAAGUAUAUCGAAGAUAAGGCGUCAUAUGUGAAAUUUUGGUAGUGUAUGCUCGUAAUAAAUCAAAUUGUUUCAAGA
Messenger RNA from Penaeus vannamei (Pacific white shrimp), 749 nucleotides. RefSeq lists its product as uncharacterized. Lineage: Eukaryota; Metazoa; Arthropoda; Malacostraca; Decapoda; Penaeidae. The record is from RefSeq and is a predicted model, not a curated record.